Messenger RNA from Myotis lucifugus (little brown bat), 1754 nucleotides. It is a transcript of the gene NR2F1, whose product is annotated as nuclear receptor subfamily 2 group F member 1. Gene Ontology annotation, molecular function: nuclear receptor activity; RNA polymerase II cis-regulatory region sequence-specific DNA binding. The record is from RefSeq and is a predicted model, not a curated record. NCBI's taxonomy places the organism in Eukaryota, Metazoa, Chordata, Mammalia, Chiroptera, Vespertilionidae. Gene Ontology annotation, biological process: anatomical structure development; cell differentiation; negative regulation of transcription by RNA polymerase II.
GCGGCAAGACUACGGCCAAUUCACCUGCCAGGGCUGCAAAAGUUUCUUCAAUAGGAGCGUCCGGGGGACUUAACUUACACAUGCCGUGCCAACAGGAACUGUCCCAUCGACCAGCACCACCGCAACCAGUGCCAAUACUGCCGCCUCAAGAAGUGCCUCAAAGUGGGCAUGAGGCGGGAAGCGGUUCAGCGAGGAAGAAUGCCUCCAACCCAACCCAAUCCAGGCCAGUACGCGCUCACCAACGGGGACCCCCUCAACGGCCACUGUUACCUGUCGGGCUACAUCUCUCUGCUGCUGCGCGCGGAGCCCUACCCCACCUCGCGCUAUGGCAGCCAGUGCAUGCAGCCCAACAACAUCAUGGGCAUCGAGAACAUCUGCGAGCUGGCCGCGCGCCUGCUCUUCAGCGCCGUCGAGUGGGCCCGCAACAUCCCCUUCUUCCCGGAUCUGCAGAUCACCGACCAGGUGUCCCUGCUCCGCCUCACCUGGAGCGAGCUGUUCGUGCUCAACGCGGCGCAGUGCUCCAUGCCGCUGCACGUGGCGCCGCUGCUGGCCGCCGCCGGCCUGCACGCCUCGCCCAUGUCCGCCGACCGCGUCGUGGCCUUCAUGGACCACAUCCGCAUCUUCCAGGAGCAGGUGGAGAAGCUCAAGGCGCUGCACGUCGACUCGGCCGAGUACAGCUGCCUCAAAGCCAUCGUGCUGUUCACGUCAGAUGCCUGUGGCCUGUCGGACGCCGCCCACAUCGAGAGCCUGCAGGAGAAGUCUCAGUGUGCGCUGGAGGAGUACGUGAGGAGCCAGUACCCUAACCAGCCCAGCCGCUUCGGCAAACUGCUGCUGCGCCUGCCCUCCCUGCGCACAGUGUCCUCCUCGGUCAUCGAGCAGCUGUUCUUCGUCCGUUUGGUAGGUAAAACCCCCAUCGAAACUCUCAUCCGUGAUAUGUUACUGUCUGGGAGCAGCUUCAACUGGCCUUACAUGUCCAUCCAGUGUUCCUAAUCCUUGGGCACUUCCCACCUGCCCCCACCUCCUUAGAGACUCAGAGGACCUGCGGGGGCCAUGGACUCCAAAGCCUGGGGGACCGGGCAGCUGAUGCAGGGUGCAGCGUGCGGGGCAGGCUGGGCAGGGGGGAGGAGGGCCGGGAAGGCAGGAGCAGCCCACCCUACAGAAAUGCAACCCAAGCUACAAUCCAGGAGAAAAAGAGACUCUUUUAGGAUCAGAUCUGUGAACACAUUGGAAAGGAAAGGAAAAGGACCUUGUGUCUGGUGAGAAAAAGAAAACAAUCUUUGGAAGAGAGGACCAUGAGAAUUUUAAUAAAACAGAAGGAGACUAAUGGACCUUCCAGGAUUUAUUGUGGACGGAUGUGGAUAUAUUCUGUACAGAAAACAACACAUGGAAGUGGACUGAAUCCUAUGUAGAAACACACACGCACCCCCAAACAUGGUUAUUCAUUUUGUAAGAUACUAGUCUUUAUUUUCAUUUUUUGUAAAAUUUAAACAUCGUAUGCACAUAAAAAAGGAAACAAGAAUUAGGGGAAAAUAACAUUUUCCAAAUAAUUAUAAAAAAUUGUCCUGUGUCUAUGUAUCUAUAUCUGUUUUGUAUUUUUUUCUGGUUCCAAACCAGAUUUCCUGUGAUUCUAUACUAAUAAUUUUUGAUAUAACCCUUUGCUUCUUAUAAUGAGUGCGAUAUAUGUUGUCAAGGCUGUUCUUCAAGAAUUAAAAUUGAAGUGAAAAUUUAAACAAAAAUAAAAGAAUUUAGCAAAA